This is a messenger RNA of Alternaria triticimaculans, 2727 nucleotides long. RefSeq lists its product as uncharacterized. The transcript is spliced from 3 exons. The record is from RefSeq and is a predicted model, not a curated record. Bases 1 to 2727 code for a protein of 908 amino acids. Lineage: Eukaryota; Fungi; Ascomycota; Dothideomycetes; Pleosporales; Pleosporaceae. Gene Ontology annotation, molecular function: metal ion binding.
AUGCCCGUGAGCGGCACUCGCUCUCCUCGACUAUCUCAGCAGCUCCCAGCUAUCGUAAACUCGCCAGAACCACCUCGUCCGACCCCUAUCGCUACUAUCGAACGCCCGUCCUCACUCACCGACACCUUCGCCUCCAUCUACCAGAAAGAUGCGCAGCGCCUCGGAUACCGCGUGCCCCACCCAUCUGGCAUCGAGCCCGAUCCAUCCAAGAAAGAGUACUGCACACACUGGAUCAAGACAGGCGAAUGUGACUGGACAGCUAUCGGGUGCAAGUUCAAGCACGAGAUGCCCGGCAUCGAGAAGCUACGUGAACUGGGUUUCGUUAGAGGCAUACCGAAAUGGUGGAAGGAGAAGUCGGCUAUCGGUCCCAGGCCGCCUACCUGGAUGCAGCGAAGGCUAGCAGCGAACGAGGAUGCAGACCGUGAUGGUGCGAUACCGGAAGCAAGAGUCUUCCCCGACCCUUCGACAUUUCGAACGAGGAAGAGUGAAGAGCGUGAUCUACUUGGUGACGACGUACAGCAGCCGCGUGGUAUCUUCAAGAGGAGCCCGUCUCCCAGACCGGCUGCAUUGGGACGACUGACUCCUCCACCAGCGCUGGCCCCGCCAACGAUUCGUCGUGCUAGCCAAGUAUCAGAUCUGCUCAUCGAUCUUGACGAUACCCCUGCCCCUCCACCCAGCCCUGAGUCAUCUCGCACUUCAGUAGCCAGUUCAGGAUCCAGUGAGGUACAAAUCUCCUCCAGUCGCCCCUCUACCUCGCCACCUUCGUCGCCUAGCAUCGAGUGUAAGACCUCGUCACCGAUCGAUAGCAAACCACCCCCAAAGGCUGUCGCUGCCAGGAAGACAUCAAACAAAGACGCCACCACCCGGCGCCACUCGCAGCUCUCAUGGGCCUCUGACACCGAAGACGAUACCCCCGCCCCGACCAAGCCAUACCCCAAAACCCCUCGACCAGCCCAACAACGACGCAGACCCGCUCCUCGCGGCGAUAGCAGACGCGCCGCCACAGCUUCCACGACCCCGACCAAGCAUUCCGGUCUUGCAGCUUCUAAGCACGCCACCAAUAAUCCCGCUGUAAACAACAGUGCAAGUCAUGGCAAGAACGCGAACCGUAGGAUUCAAGGUAAACAUAUGGAAGAUGUCGACGUACCUGAGCUGCAUGCCAAGAUUGAGCAGUUGCGCAGGGAGGCGCAUCAGAAGGAGAGGGUGAGGAAGGGUGCUGUGGUGGCGGCGCCUGCAGUUGGUAGACGGACAGCUGUAAUCACUAUGACAGAGCACACGCUCUCCUCAACUACCGCCAACAGCGCCUACCGCAAGUUGCAAAUGAAGGCUGCCGCAGUGGACACGCCAGUUCCAGUCGUUCAAGACGCCAUGUUCUUCACACUGCUGAACCUAGACGAGCUUUCGGAAGCAGCGGCUCGCCAUCUGAAGAAGCAUCUCGAUAGAUUCUCCCAGAGGUUCGAGAAAGAGCAUGGGCAUGCGAUCAAGUUGUUCGGCAGCAUACCGCUUUAUCAGGGGUGGGAGGCGCUGCGGACCAUCACACUCACACUGGAUGUCAACAUCUUCACUGAGGCUCUCGCAGAGAUUGCGAUGAUACCCGAAGCUGAGAAGGAUAACUGGCGUCGUAGAGAAGUUUUGGAGAAGCUCGAGCUGCACGUCGGUACAAGCUGGAAGGGCAAAUCUCCACAGUUGCGCGCACUCCUGCUUCGUCCAUUCGACAAAGUCACACUGCUGAUUACAGACACAUCCGAGGAUAAAGACAAAGAUGCGACCGUCCAACUUGAAAAUUACAGCCACAUCGUCGACAUACUGCGAAACAGCCUUCAAAGCAUAGGCGACGAAAUCGGCUACAACUGGCUCAUGUACCAAGACGCGCUAGACUGGGAUGCCAUCUGUGAACAAGAAGACGAAGACCCGCCAGCUCCUAAGCGCAAAUGGUACAAGACCGCAGAGCUUUUCCGCUUCGCGCGCGUGCAAUACGAGCGGCUUAGCAAUAGUGACUUAAGAGAGGAAGUCGAGGAAGCAGGUCUGCUGGGAUACAAGACUCGCCGCCGUAUCCAGACCAAACAAAUCAACUUCGCAUGGAACUUCCUCCCUAGCACCACGCCUGCGCCCAAGAAACUGGUUGGUAAGAAACACACUUACACAGCUGAACACGCCGACGCUCUCCGCAGGACAGAUCAGCUCCGCAAGCUCAAGUACGAAAACCAGUGGCCGCACAAGUACGAAGUAGCUGCUGCGGACGGGCUGAUCGGUGAGAUGGGCAUUCGACAUCCCAAGCGCUGGGUCCUGGCGAGUGAAGAGUAUUGCGAGUACUAUGCUAUGAUGGGGCAGUUGAAAGAUGCGGAGGAUGUGGAGAGUAAGGGUAUCGGGAUGCCGCUUUGGAAAGCGAAACCAAGGGCUAAGAACGGGGAGGGGGAUGGAAGGGCUGAGGAAACUGCCGAGGAAGAGGCUGAGGAGGAGAUUGACGAAAAUGUUCAGGAGGAGGUUAAGGAAGACGUUGUAAUCGAGGUCGAGGAGGAGAUGUGGGAAGAGUCUGAGUCAGAAUCCGAGUCUGGUGAUGAGGGUUACAGUGACGAAGAUGACGAAGAUGACGAAGAGAAUGACGACGAGGACGACGACGAGGACGAUAAAGAGGAUGACGACGAAGAUGAGGAAAAGGUUGAGGAUCAGGUCGAGGUCAAACUUGAAACUGAGGGUAAGAACCAGACUCGGAUGACCGAUUUCUGA